AUAUGCCCGCUGAUCUUGACUCUAUAAGUCCAGAUCUAUCUUAUUCUGUUUUCGUAACUUAGAAGUCUAACAAGACUUGUCCUGUUCUACACCUUGGGAGGGAGGCUAUCUCAACCUUAAGUAACAUUAUGGCUGCGCAAGCCAAUAAGCCCGUGCAGGCGACCAAGCCCAGUACUUCUUCCACGCCAAGUGCUACCGCUUCAGCCAGGCUGGAGAAGACACAUCCAGGCGUUCGCCGCUCGACCCCUGAUUCAGAGGCGUUGGCGUCCUCCGAUGAUGACUUCGAGCAUCCGCAGGCUACAUCAACAUCCACUGUCGCACCCGUUCCAAAACCUACUCGUCGUACCUCAUGGCUCAAUGAAGUCCCUACCAAUAUUCACCGAAAAGCUUCUCUGACCACCACUGGCCCAUUAUCCUCAGGCGCUUCGAACCCAACCAGUCCUGCGACUGACCAAUCUGGAUGGCCUAGCACGAGCCCGGUAAUGAGUAGUUCAAUCAACUGGAACCAUGUUGGGAGUGGCACAUUCCCAUGGGGUACUGGCAUUUGGAACACCGAGUCACGAAAAGAGCCGCCCCCUCGCCUAUCUGAAAUCGUCCCGUCGCCCACUAUGUCUAACCCCUCUACUGCAAGUAAUUAUUUCAAUGAUGAGUUGCUGAGCCCUACAACCCGCACGACGUCUGGCGAAUCGACGAUCCCUUUCAAUAUUCCACUUCAUCCGACCCCUAAGACCUAUCGUUCGCAGUCGUACUCAGUGGGCCAGUUAGAUCCAGAAUUUCUGAAUCUAGUGGGAAACAAGCCUGGGGUGGCUUAUUCGGGCGCUCGCUCUCGAAAUGGUGGCCAGUUCUCUGCGUUGCAACAUCGUUCGUCCCGACCCAGCCUUCUUGGAGAGUUGGGCCACGACCCUGCUACCCUCGGUCGUGUUCGCGAGGAUGAUGACGGGGAGGAGGGAAGCCCCAAUGACUCGGACCAUAGUCUCAGUAAUUACACCAGCAACCAGGCCCGCACCAUUGAACAACUUUCGAGAGAAAACGCCCUUCUGCGUCAGGCCGCCGGGCAGAUAGACAACAGCUUCCGAGACCGUGCUAUGUCAUCUGCUUCAGCGACCAGUGGAUACGUCGUUGGCGCAGGCGCUCAUAACUUGCAUCGCAUCCGCGGCAGUGUUCCGGAAGAAUCAGACCUGGCGGUGGAAGACCUUGACGAAGUAGGCGACAUCCCUGGUUACAGCAGUAUCCACGGCAGUGCCAGAAGGAGAUUUUCCGAACACUCGGCUAAUCUAGAGAAACAAUUCCCAAACCUCGCUGCAUUGGAAAAUCGAGCUCUGGACAAUGCGAGAAAGGCUCAUUGGCAGUCUUCCCUCGGCUUUGGCAGUAUGGCUGACAUCCCUCAGAGUCGACGACACUCAUUUGCUGAUAUCCCAAUUCGACACGGUUCCAUAUCUGGCGAAUCGCAGGUAGCUGCAACCUCCAGGCCUGGGAUUGGAGACCGGGAGGAUAGCUAUGCUGGUGUCACUGAACCUUCCCUUUCAAAUGCGCAAGGCCAGAAUCGUGAGUAUUAUCAUGUUCAUAUGGCCCCUCGUCCCGAGGAGCAUGAGAUGGAAACGGAGUAUUUACGAGCUCGUCGAUUUGCAGAAUCCUACUUUGCUCGAGACCAAGCUCUUCGUGCCGCUGAAGCUCCUUCGGCAGUGCCUACUUCCCUUCACCACGCAUAUACAAUGCCGAAUGCCUAUGCCCGUCAUCAAGCUGGCCUCGCGCAUCCACACCAGAACCAGCUUCUUUACAUUGUGACGUUCAAAUGCCAUCGUGCGGAUGUUUUCUACAUCCAAGAAGACACCGGCCUUCAGGUGAAACCUGGUGAUUUAGUCAUCGUCGAAGCCGACCGUGGCACCGACCUUGGGACCAUCCAACACGCCAACGUUUCCAUGCAAAGAGCUCGUGAACUAAAACAACAGUAUGCCGAAGAACAUUACAAAUGGUUGAUGAUGUUUUCUAGACAAGGUCAGACCGGAGCUGCCAACGUUAUCAGUUCCUCGGGGGGGCUGAACAACCGCAGCACCAUUGGUGGCAUGGGUCCUCAUGGCUCCCAUGGGGUGCAAGAGUCUGCUGCAGAUAUAAAGCCGAAGUUGAUCAAGAGACUGGCACAAAACCAUGAGAUUUUGACAUUGCGCGACAAGGAAGGUAACGAGGCAAAGGCCAAGCGGGUUUGUCAACAGAAAGUCGCAGAACAUCGGCUCAACAUGGAAAUACUUGAUGCGGAAUUUCAAAUGGACUGGAAGAAGCUCACUUUCUAUUACUUCGCGGAUUCCUACAUCAACUUCAACUCUCUCGUGACUGAUUUAUUCAAGAUCUACAAGACUCGGAUUUGGAUGUCAGCCAUCAAUCCAGCUUCAUUUGUGACGCCCCCAACUGCUGGGUUGCAGGCCCCAAACCCUCUGGGCUACAAUGCAGAGUCUCAAUCAGACCGUUCUCACCACACAGAACACAGAACAUACGGCCACGCUCGCGACGGAGUCGAUAGAGAAGCUAUUGCCAAUCAGAUGGGAGCUUUGCGUAACGUCUACACAGAGUCCUACCAACCUUUCGGGCAGGCUUCCCGCCAGCCAGAAUCAGGUUUGGGUGCGCUCGCUACCGGGGACCCGUUUUCUCCCUAUCCACCAACAGCGUACGGUGGCUUGGAGUCUAGUUAUGUCGAUUAUGCAACAAGUCCUGGCACAACCGCUGGUCCUCGUAUUCACCAGAACCCAGCGGAUUGGGCAGGUCGCUUUCAGGGACUGUCGCUCAACUCCUAAGUCUGGUCCCAAGGCUUCCUAUCUGCGAGACUAUAUGCUUCAUGACGUCGAGAACAGGUGUGAGUCUUAUAGAAGCAGUUUGUCCGGAUGACGACUUCACAACAUUUCAUUCAUGUCCAGGGCGCUGGUUGGUUGCAACUGGAGCCUCAUCUGCUGCAUCAAAUAAAUGGUUCGAGAUUCUUUUCUCUGGGGCUCGGUAGACGAAACAAAUACAUUGCAAACCAGCUAUUCGUCACGUCUGUCCUUCCAAUACUUUUUC
Messenger RNA from Aspergillus alliaceus, 3045 nucleotides. Its product is annotated as PSP1 family protein. Gene Ontology annotation, cellular component: cytoplasm. NCBI's taxonomy places the organism in Eukaryota, Fungi, Ascomycota, Eurotiomycetes, Eurotiales, Aspergillaceae. The record is from RefSeq and is a predicted model, not a curated record. The coding region runs from base 129 to 2786 and encodes 885 amino acids. The transcript is spliced from 3 exons.